AUGGCUCCCCUCGCAAUCAUCCCAGGCCCUGUGAAGAUCCAGAUCCCUAAGCUUCCUUCUGGAGGGGUUAGAGGCUUCAUCCCAUAUCUGUCAGCCCACCCUGACACCCCAGUCGAAGAACUCCUCGAGCCCUACAAGGCAUAUGAGAACGAACUACGCAAGGUCUAUGCCCAAGAGCCCUCCCACGAGGUCGUCAAAGACCCCAAUGUCAACCUCGUCCCCAUUUUUGCUGGUCAUGAGCAGGAGCUCAAAAUCCGAGCCAGGUCUCUGGACGAGGAAUCCGAUGAGGAAAUGUCAAAGUAUAUCAUGGCAUUGGGCAAAGAUGAGCGCAAGCCCUCUGGUGCUCCGGCGGUUGUCUCGUCCUUCAAGGAUUUUCAACAGAAUUUCAACCUGUUUUCCGAGUCAUCGCUGGCCGACCUUGAUUGGAGUAACGUCGUUGCCGCUGGAAGUUCGGUCACCACUGCCAUGCUUCCUAUCCCCGAAGGACGGGCACACAGCAAGAAGAGCAUGCGUGAAUACUACCACGAGCAUCUCGCCCCUGCUAGUGAUGUUGAUCUCUUCCUAUACGGCUUGAACGAGGAGGAAGCUAUGGAAAAGAUAGAGCAAAUCGAGCGCUGCAUCCAGGACAGCAUUCUUCAUGAAGUUACGACUAUUCGAACCAAGAAUGCCAUCACUAUCGCAAGUCAAUAUCCUACCCGCCAUGUCCAGAUUGUCCUCCGUCUUUAUGAUUCCAUAUCUCAGAUCAUCACCGGCUUUGAUGUUGAUUGCGCCUGUGCUGCCUAUGAUGGUAAACAAGUGUAUGCGGCCCCAAGGGCUAUCGCCGCCUUCAUGACCCAAUGCAAUACAAUCGAUCUCAACCGACGCUCACCGUCGUACGAGAACCGUCUCUCCAAGUAUAGCCGCCGUGGGUUCGAAGUCUAUUGGCCAGCUUUAGACCGAACCCGCAUUGAUCCCACGAUUUUCGAGCGGACUUUCGGUCGCACCCAAGGGCUUGCUCGACUCCUGAUUUUGGAAAAGCUUCCGAAGGCUGCUGAUCGUGAUUCUUACAUGGACAAACGCCGCAAGGAGCGUGGAAGACCGGCUAUUAAUCGCUGGCGCUUUAACUCUCGAAACAGUGGUAAUAUCAAGGAGCAGGAAGAAGAUGACGUUGCUGAAUGGGUUGAGCAAGAGGAAGUUGCUUCGUACCAUACCAUGACUGUCCCAUAUGGUCCAAAGUACCAUGCAGCCAACAUCAAUCGCUUGCUGUACGCCAAAGAUCUGUUGCUCAAUGCGGAAUGGAAUCAGCCCAAGGAUCGCGAGGUCUAUUUACAUAGGCAUCCCUGUUUCUUCGGUAAUGCUGCGGAAGUCAUGGAGGAUUGCUGCGGAUACUGCCCAGUUCCGAAGACAGAUGAAGAAAUAGAAGUCGCUGAAGAAGAGAGCAAGACAUAUCUCUCCGGAGAACUUAGAUUUCUCAAGGAUGAUCCGGGCCGGCAGGAAAUUGGAAGUUUCAACCCCAUCACAGACGAUGAAUGGACUACCAUGGCGUACGUUGGAGACACCGCACGCCUUUGCCAAGCAAUUUCGGACGGUGACCUGGAGCACGUCGAGGACUGGUGUGGGCAAGAAGGCGUAGAUGUUAACUGUCGGGACUACACUGGGCGAACCCCUCUACACCUAGCAACUAUGACCUCCACGCCUGAAAUUGUUCAAUGUUUGAUUGACAAUGGCGCCCGGUUGACCGCUAGACUCGUGGACGGCAGAACUGCUUUGCACAUUGCUGCUGCACGCGGAAGUACAGCAAUGGUCGCAGCACUCAUGGAUAAGAGCUUAGAGAAUGAAGAGGAAGAAGAUGAGAAGAAGGAGGCUCGACACAAGGCUAAGCGGGCUGAACGGGCUAGUAAGGGUCGCAACACCCAGGAUACGGAACAGGAAGAUGUUGAUAUGGACGAUGCAAGCUCGGAAGCUUCUGAGAUCACUCUGGACAGCGACGAUGAUUCGGAUGCUAUGACCAUGGGCUCCUUCGUUAAAGUGGACAAAGAACACCCGAAGGAGGAUGAGGUUCUCGAAGACUCUCCAGAUAGCCCCGAUGUCUAUGAUGUUGAUGUCAUUGCUUGGGACCACGGUCUUUCUCCUCUUCAUUUCGCCAUCCUCAAUGGACACCUGGAUGUCAUUGAGCUUCUCGUCUCAGAAUAUGGAUCGGAUGUCCUGAUACCCGUCAAGCUCACUGAUCCGUACAACAAUAGUCCUCGUGCAGCAAUCAUGACACUCGUCCUUACCAUGUCUCUCCCAGCUGAGAAGGCAAAGCAAGUAGCAAAGCUUCUUCUGAAACUCGGUGCGACGUCGGCUCAGGGAGAUAUGAAACGUAUCACCGCGCUUCACUAUAUUGUCGCUGGAGGCAACAAGGAUAUUUUAAACGUUCUGUUUUCGGAUGAUCGACCGGCAGCGCUCAGUGUUAUCAACAAUGUCGGAUCGUCCAACGAAUAUUUCUCGCAGAUUGCAGCGCCGCUCAUUACUGCUAUUGAUAAAGGGGAUGGUGAUAUGGUUUCAACAUUGCUCCAGGCCGGAGCAAAACCCUCUAUCGAGUUUGACGACUGGGUCAAGACCUAUCUAGCUGUCUAUCGCUUGGCGAAGCAUCUCAACUCGGAAGAAACUAAGACACGAUUCCACAGUCAAGUAACUCAGCUAGUUGUUAAGGCGGCAGACAACUUUAUGGGCUCGACAGUUGAUGAACUCAUCAAAUAUGGUGCCGAUAAAGCCUCAUGCUCACCGAUGACACAUUUAAUCAUCCAAGACCACCAGCGCGGCAAUUAUCAGCGCGGCGAAUUUCUCUUAGAUAUCAUUCGGAAGAAUCUCAAAGAACUGAGAGAAUAUGAGGAACCAUACCACCAUGGCCAACAGAAACCGGAGAAACUUCAGGAUCAAGAAGUUUAUACUCGUGGCAUUCCCGAAGGCACCUACCAGUACUUCAAUGCACUGGAAGAUUUCAGGAACCAAGAACAAGCCAACAAGAGGGCCUGGGGCUGGUAUGAGGAGUCCCUGAAAUCAAACAUCCAGAAAGGGGCAAAGGAGAAAAGUGCAGCAAUAGCAGAAGUGAUCAAGGAGCUAGAAAAUACCGAGAGAUUGUUAAUCAAGGCUGGUGCUGAAUCCUUCUACGAAAAGUAUCCCAAAAUCACGAAGUACAACGAUAAUCAACGCAGCUAUCGCUACACGCCCCCAGAAGUAAAGCCCUAUGAAACAUCCGUGACUUUUAUAGUCCCGGACUUGACGGACGCCAACAAAGAUAGAUAUCUCAAACUCUUCGAGGCCGCGUGGGUUGGUGAUUCGGAUACCGUUAAGGCAAUGACUUUGACUCCAUUCUCCAACGCCGAUGGGGCUUCAUCCGAUGCUCCGUUGAAAAUUGCUGUCCAAGAUGCCAAGCAGUUCAGCCCAUUUUCAAUUGCUGUGCUAAGAGGCCACUUCGACCUAGCAAAGACUAUCAUCGAAAUAUGCAUGGCUCAAUACCACAAGGAUGAUAGCAAGACACAGCGCCAACGCUGGAGCAUGCAAAUCCACGAAAGCGAAGACGAGUACUCCGACGAAGAAUCAGAAGAUGAACAUAUUCUUCCUAUAUUCAGCGAAUUAAUCAGUGAUGACUUCACCAUCGAUAAUUUAGGAGAAGUUUCGAAAGCUGUCAAAAGUGACGUCUUGCCAUUGACGAUGAUUGAGUGGAGGUGCUACUCCCAAAGAUUCCUGGAUCCAGCAGACCCGAACCGUGGCGCGUUUCACGCUGGGGGUGGCGUAUUAGAGUAUGCCGUUGCCGCGAACGACAUUAAGCUUCUGAGAUUUAUCAUCGAGCUCGGAGCAGAGCAAAAAGCUCGUCUUGCUGAGGAACAUGAUGAUCCAAGAUCAUACACCAUCCAGCCUUCCGCGUUUAUGUUGGCAAUCCAACUUGGCCGCACGGAAAUGCUCGCUGAAAUGAUUAAAACCACAGGCGUCGGUAUCCCUUUGAACGCACUCGUCGAGAAGAGUGGAGUGGAACUCAAGACAAAACCAAAAUACUACCAGGGAUUGUCAGUGGGAGGGAAGAAGCGUGCAGAUUGGGCCCAGGCGCCAGACGACAAUGUUCAAGUCACUGAAGAGAAGAUCCCUCCUUUGCUCCGGGCUGCUCACCUUGGCAGCGUGGAGUCGGUUGAAUGGUUCAUGAGUGAUGCCCCUCUACGGAGAUACAAGGAAUUCGCUGAAAAGAAUAAGAAUGAUAAGCGAAUCAAGGUUUUGGACGGGGCUGGAAAAGGCUUUGACAGCACCAUCGGAUCCUGGUUAACUACCAAGAGCGAACUUGUCCUUCAUGCCGCCAUUCUCCACAAAGUCGCCAAAGACGAGACCGAUAAACAUCUGGCUCUAAUCAAACACCUCAUUUCUAUAGCCCCCGAAGCUCUCGAGCAAAAAACAAUCGAGGGCUGGACCCCCCUCCAUCAGGCAGUCUGGCUUGACCGUGAAGAUCUCGUUGCCUAUUUCCUCUCUCUUGGAGCCAACCAACGUCAGCGCGAUAAGCGUGGAAGAAACAUGAUACACAGCAUGGUCACCGCUAAGUGGGAGACUAAUAGCAACCCCAAGACCGACAUUCAGAAGCUGCAAUGCAUGCUUGAACUAUUUGACAAAGAAGCUGUUAAGGCUAUGCUCGUUGAGCGUGGCACUACUGAUUCUGGGGCGUAUACACCUUUAGCAUCGUGGAUGGCUAUGAAUACCAAUUACAAGAAAUCUGAUUUCAUGGCUGUUUUGAGCCGCUAUUCUUCUGGGGAGGAAUUGGAGAUGAUUAAUGGAGAAGGAGAGCUGCCCUUGCAUGUGGCUGUUAAACAAGGGUUUGGCGAUAUUAUCUCCCACCUCAUCUCACUCAACCCUGCACUCCUAUACCGUGAAAAUACAACUGGUCGCACGCCUCUCGAAAUGUCCAAUGAAAUCUACCUCGCCUCCUGCGUUGAAAACCCACCAGAGAUCUGGAACCUGCACUACAACAACCAACCAAUCAUCCGAAAGUCGGCUAGUAGCUUUGUUGAAGAAGACGACGUAGUCGAGCAGGGCAAAAAGCGAACUUGGGAAAUCUGUGAUGCUGCAGAUAAAGAAUAUCGCAAGAAUACUGAAGAGCAGAAUCCAAAGAGGAGACUUGUUAGCUUGUUUGAGGCUAAGGAGGUUGCGGAGCGCGUGAAGGGUUACGGGAGUAGGUACGCCGGCUCGCAGGUUGUUGUCAAUGGAGGUGUUGUUUAUGCCGAGGAGAAACCGGAUCCCGUUGGCCAAUGGUUGAGGGAUAUGUGA
Venustampulla echinocandica is the source of this 5268-nucleotide messenger RNA. RefSeq lists its product as uncharacterized. The record is from RefSeq and is a predicted model, not a curated record. The transcript has 6 exons. Gene Ontology annotation, molecular function: protein binding. Lineage: Eukaryota; Fungi; Ascomycota; Leotiomycetes; Helotiales; Pleuroascaceae. The coding region runs from base 1 to 5268 and encodes 1755 amino acids.